AUGCCAACCUUAGAUGAUAUUCUAGAGCACAUUGGAGAGUUUGACUUGUAUCAGAAAAGAGCAUUUUUUGUCUUGUGUUUGCUCUCUGCUGCCUUCACACCAAUCUAUGUUGGUAUUGUUUUCUUAGGUUUUACUCCUGAGCAUCGUUGCCGGACAGCUGGGCUUCCUGAAUUAACAACCAGAUGUGGCUGGAGCCUUGAAGAAGAGCUGAAUCAUACCUUUCCAAAGAAAGAAACUCAUGGUGAUGCUUUCAUUAGUCAGUGCCAGAGAUACAAUGUCGAUUGGAAUGUAUCUGGGCUGAACUGCACAAAUCCAAUUAAUUUUUUCACUGCUGACAGCAACAUCAGCCACAUCCCUGUUGUUGCAUGCCAAGAUGGUUGGCUUUAUGAUUUCCAUGGAUCAUCCAUUGUGACUGAGUUUAACCUGGUGUGCAAAGAUGCUUGGAAACUGGAUCUAUUCCAGUCAUGUGUGAAUGUGGGCUUUUUUCUUGGUUGCGUAAGCAUCGGCUACCUGGCAGACAAGUUUGGCCGAAAAAGGGUCUUACUAAUUACCAUCCUAAUAAAUUCUAUCUCUGGUGUUCUUGUGGCCGUUGUCCCUAGUUACACAUGGGUAGUGGUUUUUCGCUUGAUACAAGGACUGGUCAGCAAAGGAGGCUGGUUAACAGGAUAUAUCUUGAUUGCAGAGUUUGUUGGUCUGAACUAUAGAAGAACAGUUGGUAUUGUUUAUCAAGUGGCCUUCACUGUUGGACUCCUCAUACUCGCUGCUCUUGCUUAUGGAAUUCCUCACUGGAGAUGGCUUCAAAUUGCUGUCACAUUGCCAAAUUUCUUCUUUUUGCUGUAUUAUUGGUGUCUUCCAGAAUCCCCAAGAUGGUUGAUAGCCCAGCAGGAAAAUGACAAAGCCCUGAAAAUUAUUAAACGUAUUGCCAAAGGGAACCAAAAGAAGCUGCCACCAUCCAUGGAGAAACUUCAGCCUGAGGAUGAAAUAAGCGAUAAGCCUAACCCUUCCUUUACAGAUCUGGUGAGAACACCGCAGAUAAGGAAACAUACAUUAAUCUUAAUGUACACUUGGUUUACCAGCGCUGUAGUGUAUCAGGGCCUCAUCAUGCAUUUGGGAAUUGGCGGAGGCAACAUUUACCUGGACUUUUUCUAUUCUGCUCUUGUGGAAUUCCCUGCUGCCAUCAUACUCAUAGUCACAGUUGACCGCAUAGGCCGCCGUUUUCCCUGGGCUGUGGCCAAUUUUAUGACAGGAAUCUCCUGUCUCAUUACUGCCUUAGUUCCUGAAGAUCUCUAUUGGCUAAAAAUGACUGCAGCUUGCUUUGGCAGGCUGGGUAUUACAAUGUGCUAUGAAAUGGUUUGUUUAGUCAACGCAGAGCUCUACCCAACCUUCCUCAGGAAUAUGGGGGUUCUUGUCUGCUCUUCCAUGAGUGAUAUUGGGGGGAUCAUAACUCCGUUCAUUGUCUAUAGAUUGGCAAAUAUUUGGCACGAACUUCCGCUUAUUGUCUUUGCUGUCAUUGGCCUUGUGGGUGGUGGCCUGGUGUUGCUCUUACCUGAAACCAAAGGGAAAACUUUACCUGAGACUAUUGAUGAUGCUGAGAACCUGCACAGACCAGGGAGGCCCAAAGAAAAAAUGAUUUAUCUUCAUGUGCAGAACUCAGAUGUGUCAAUUUAA
Molecule: messenger RNA, 1668 nt
Organism: Thamnophis elegans (Western terrestrial garter snake)
Lineage: Eukaryota; Metazoa; Chordata; Lepidosauria; Squamata; Natricidae
Product: solute carrier family 22 member 2-like
Exons: 11
Coding region: 1-1668 (555 amino acids)
Biological process (GO): transmembrane transport
Cellular component (GO): membrane
Source: RefSeq, a predicted model, not a curated record